Anopheles nili is the source of this 6642-nucleotide messenger RNA. RefSeq names its product TBC1 domain family member 4 (gene plx). Lineage: Eukaryota; Metazoa; Arthropoda; Insecta; Diptera; Culicidae. The record is from RefSeq and is a predicted model, not a curated record. The transcript has 10 exons. Bases 1 to 4383 code for a protein of 1460 amino acids.
AUGAAGACUCGUCUGACGACGCUUACAUGGCGUGGAUCCGCGUCGGUCGAUCCGCGGUUUUCGGCCGCCAUGCUGCCGUGGUCCAUCGCCGACAUCAGAAACCACGAAAGUUACAUAACGCUAUCGGUUGGCGUAGAGGACGGUGUACUGGCCGCAUACAACACGGACUUUGAGCUGCAAUUCGAACACAAGCUUAAAUACAUCCUCGGGUACUGCAGGGUGAUCGUGAAGCAGGAAAAAGGCAAAAAGAACGCUGAUUUUCUCAUCCCGAAAGCGACCAGCACUCGGCCGCAACCGAUCACGAUCGGUAAUGAUAGUGUUGCGGAAAUCUUCGGGCCCGAGUUUGGACUGGUGUAUCUGCUGAAAAACCCACAGGAUCCGCUGCUGCACAUACACUUCUACGAAUGUGAAAAGCACGAACAGAUGGCUGAACUGAUCCAGCAAAUGCGUGAUCCUGCCACGAUCGGAGGUGGUUCGGUUGGCAGCAUACCGCAGAGUAUCGUCUCGUCCAGUGCGAAUCAGAACGAUCUGCAGAAAGCCCUACGCAACCAGGGCAUCCAUUCGACGCCGGCCUCCAACUUGAAGCUGUCGGAACAGAUGCGGCACGCGCAGCACGAUAGCAGCCCCACGUUGGCGUAUCAACAGCAGCAACAACACCAUCAGAUUCAUCAGCAACAGUACCAGAAUGGUGGUCCUGUGGGUGUUGGUGCGGGAUCGAAUCGAUUGGCCACGUCCAAGAGCUACUCGGGUGGGUUAAAUCAUUCGGCCAGUGGAGGAAACAUCCCAGCAGGAGGUGCCGGUAGUAGCAGCAUCUCGUCUAGCCUGUCCUCGCUGCCGGACAUCUCCGCCAACAACUCGCAGUUUUUCGAGGUGCUGUACGUCGGCAAGAUCAAGGUGUCGCACAAACGCGUCCCGUACACCUUCAUCGAUGACGCGUUGCCCAAGUUCAAGGCGUACGAUGCGGAAAAGCUGCGCCAGCAGCAGGAAGCUACGAAGAAGCAAAGCACACCGGUAGGAGGAGAACCAGCAACCGAUACAGAAGGCGAGGACAGGAGCAAUGAGGUAACGCCACCGACAACUGACGACCCGCCCGAAGUCUUCCAGGGACGCCGAAUGAGCCAGUUCGAUCUUCCGACGCGGAAAAUCGAGGAUGGUUCCGUGCGGGAAAGCACUGCGUCGGGCAACGAAGAAGGCUCGCUUCAAGCUGAGGAAAACUUCACCAAAGAGCAGCAGCAACAGCAACAACAACAGCAACAGCAGGAACAAAAUCAACCACAGCCGCCAUUGCUAUCAAUCGCAGCAGUAUCAACCAAAGAGAGCAAGUCGUCGUCACCCCAAGACGAGGACGCUCCAGUGCGACGUGAUCGUUCGGCAUCGAUCGGAUCAAUACCGGUGGUCGAGCAGAACCGAACGAUGGUGUUUCUGAUCGGACAGACAGAUCUGCGACUGAUCAGUCCCGAUCGUAAGCAAGUGCUACUGCACAAAGGCUUCCGAGAUGUGGCCAGUUGCGCCCAGGGUCAAAAGAAUGCGGACCAUUUCGGUAUCAUUUGCCGGGACGUGAACAAUGAUGGCUACAUCGGGUACGUGUUUAAGUGCCAGUCGGAACAGGUAGCGGAUGACAUUGUGGUGGCAAUAUCGCAAGCUUUUAUCGCUUGCUCAGAGCAGAAACAGAAGGACAAGGCGGCUGCGCAGAUAUUCUCCUGCGAUCACUGUCCGAUGCUGUGGUAUCACAAGCUGUGCACCGACACCGAAGGCCUAAGCGACAAGAAAACGCAGUACAUGAUCUUCAAGCGGAUCGACACGACGCUCACGGACGACGAGCAGCGGCUGCUGAUGGAGAAGUACCACGGAGCGGAAGAAGCCGCCGGACACAGCAUCGGUGAGCAGAACCAGUUCCUGAUGAUGUUGCUGAGGGCACACUGCGAGUCAAAGCAGCAGCGCCACGUGCACGAUACGGUCGAGAACAGGACGGAGUUCCUAAACCAGUACCUCGGCGGGAGUGGCAUCUUCAUGAAGGCGAAACGAUCACUGACCAGCUCGUUCGAUCACCUGCUGAAGCGACGUACCAGUCGGGACGAUUUCUUGGCCGGCGGUGGGCUCAAGGAUUCGGCCUCGGUUGGUGAACUGAAAGACGGCAAUUUGGAGCCGGUAACGCGUGCAAGAGCAUCCACCAUCGGGUCGAGUCCCUCCAUGAGCCGCAAAAGCUCAGAUCUUGGCAGUGGAACGACUCCCCAACUGAAGUCUCCCAUGAUGGAUAUCUUCAUCAAGGUGGGCAACAGUCCACGGGAUCAAAGUCAUGCGGGCUCCUGGCGCCAGGCGAUGCUACACCGUGUCGUAACACCGUCGAAGAACAUGAAAUCCGGUUCGGAAGAGUACAUGUCACCGCUACGCUCGAACGGUCCACCGGCCAAGAAGCGUACCCGGGAAGAGCUACGUGAGCUUUGGCGUGUCGGCAUUAAGCAGACGAUCAUACUCAACCGCAUGGACAAGGAGAAUGCUCAUUUGCAGGCGCGUCAGAAUGAGAUCAAAUCAAACGAGAUCCGGCGUGUCAAGCUGGAGUACGAUGAGAUAACAGUGUGCGAUAAGCGAUCAGCAGAACAGUGGGAUACCCUUUUGGACAAGAGUGGUGGACCCACAACACGAGCAAACCAGGCACUUUUGUAUCAGGCAAUAAAGAACGGGGUACCCCGGUCCAGACGGGGUGAAAUUUGGAUGUAUCUGGCCGAGCAGCACGCUCAACACCAUCCCGCACCGAUCGAUACGACAAACUUUCCAAACUUUAACACCCCGUACCAUGUGCUGCUGAAGAAUUUGACCGAGCACCAGCACGCCAUCUUCAUCGAUUUAGGACGGACAUUCCCGGAUCACAAGUACUAUAAGGAUGCGCUAGGAGUGGGACAGUUGUCGCUGUUCAACCUACUAAAGGCGUACUCCAUCCUCGACCCGGAACUAGGCUACUGCCAAGGGUUGGGAUUUAUUUGUGCCGUCUUGUUGUUACAUCUCGAAGAAAGCGAUGCAUUCGAGCUGCUGAAGCACCUUAUGUUCCGGCGGCAAAUGCGUGCCAAAUAUCUGCCGGAUAUGAAGCAGUUCCAGCUGCAGCUGUACCAGCUCUCCCGCCUGCUAAAAGACCACAUCCCGGAGCUGUACGACUGGUUCGAUCAGCAUGAAAUCUCGCCAACACUGUACGCUGCCCCCUGGAUACUGACCGUGUUCAGUUCGCACUUCCCGCUGGGAUUCGUCGUGCGCGUGUUCGAUCUGCUGUUCCUCGAAUCAUUCGACGUCAUAUUCCGAUGCGCAAUCGCCCUGCUGGAGGCGCACAAGGAACCGCUUCUGCAGCGCGAUAACUUCGAGGACAUCAUGAACUACCUGAAGAACGUAAUCCCCAAAAACGAUGCCGACGUUAUGGAGAAGGUUUUUCGGAAUGUGUGCCGGUCCGAUUUCUCGCGUCAGCUGAUCGAAUACCAGGUCGAAUAUAAUGUGCUGAAAGAGGAAAUGACCUCACAGAACCAUCACCGAGAAAGCUACAAUCGGCUGAAGGUGAAACACCAGCAGCUCGAUACGCAGCUCCAGUUCGCCCAGUCCAGCCUAAUGCAGCUGGAGAAGACGCGCCUCGUGCAGCAGGAUCAGAUCCAGUCGCUUCAGACGCAAGUGCAGACGCUCGAGAACACCGUCCACACGUUGGUGCGGUUCAUCGAACAAACCGUCGACACCCGGUCGGACUACGUUCUGCCAAACGACGUCUGUCGCAUCCUGCAGCAGGUGCAAGAAAUCCAGCAACAGCAACAGCAGCACCAGUUGGCGGCUGCCCAACAUCAGAAAAAACGCUCGCCAAUAUUCGUAGACCGCAAGAUUGGCAAGUCGAUCUCGUUCAACAGCAACCUCGGGCUAGCCUUGAACGUGCUGGAAGAGGCGAACGAAUCGGACGGCGCCGGCACGCCGACGAAGAAGAAGCAAUCCUACUUCCAGAACUCAUUCACGCAGAUCCGCCAGCAGCGUGCCAGCCUUUGGCUGCAUAAACUGGACGAGUGUAACAGCACCAGUCCGGAGCACGCGGGCUCCAUCGCUACAGGUGCAGGAGUUGGACUGCCGUCAUCAGGUUCGAGGGCACUAGGAGGUAACAGCGAUGACAGUGGCAUAGCCACCCCGAUCAGUCCGCAACUACACGCACCUUCUACGACACCGAUGGUCGCCGAAUACCGGCCCCUUGUGCCCUUUGAUAACCACCCGCUCAGCAGCUGUGGAGAUGUGGCGGUGCAGUACAACGGCACAACGCAGCUAAAGUCGCUGAAACCACGAACCCAAUCGCGCCACGGAUCAGUCUCCUCGAUCGUGGGUGAUGGGAGUACUGAGCUGCGUCCACAGGCAGCCACAGAUCGUAGUUAACGGACUUACACGGCGAGUGAAUCAGAGUGACCGGACAUCACAUUCGGUUAGAUUAGGCUAAGCAGGCACGGCUAGCUUUACGCGAGGCCACCAGUAGACGGAAGAAGCAAAGACGCGUGGCAGAUGUGUUCAACAUCUACGUUCUUCCAGCUUCGGGCUUAUCUGGGUCACCGUUCAGAUCAGUCGAUACCCUUGAGCCAUCCAAGAUGCGCACCAGGGACGACUUUUCUGCGUGUGGCCGUGAUCACGUGUGGUUCAUUACUACCCUGGAUUUGGGAGCCAAUGGCAGUCUUAGAAUCAACAUUUAUUCCUUCUUACUGUAUUACAUCACAAACACGUGACGUGGAUCUAUCUAUCUCAGUGUAAAUGUUCGCUCUUUUAAAUUAAAAAACAAAUCCUUGCCAGAGCUCACGGCGACUUUAUCCUAUGUAUGGCCAUCAAUUUUGUCUCGAGUACCGGUCCAGAUUUCAGAUCGGUUUGAAGAGUGAAUUUGUGGGGAAACGAGGAUUUAAACGUCGGUUAUAAGGGAAUUAUUUUACCCCCGUUUUAGAGCGGUAAAAGUACUGCGCUACCAAACGUAUAGCACGAUAGAGUCAGAACAAUGAACUACUGCUAGGGAUAGAAAUGGUAAAAAUUCGAUCUGAAUUUCAUCGGUAUCUUCUGAAGGAACGUGAAGGAUAGAGAAUUAUAUUAUUACAAAUAUUGAUCGCUUUUGCAACACAGCAGCAUAGACACCCGUGUGUAUGUGGAAAGGAACGGACAGCUACAAAACUCAGAAACCAAACCCAACGCCAGUAAAUGCUUCGUACAAUUUGUGAGUGUGAACGAUAGUAUAGUGAGUAUAGGAACUAGACAACCCUACCCGAGCAGAUGUUGGCUACCGUUGUUAUUAUAUUUUUUUUAACUUUUUGCUAGAGCAGGGAUCUCCAAAUUUUGUGUAUCUACAACUGCAUUCAUGAAAAUUUCAUACUUCAGACCACUCGCGUGCAAUGUCAUCAUUAUUUCGAAAGUUCCCUUCAAAGUGCGCUUUCGCUCCAUAAUUUUCACAAUGGUUAGAGGAUAAUCGAAAUUACUUUGUACAAAGGAUCCACUAGACACUAUGAGCUAUGAAUAUUAUAAUUUUAACUUGAACUAUGAACACUUUGCGAACCGUAGAUUGGAGAUCCUAUUGCUAGAGCAUGGAAGGGCAACAUUUUAGGGCGGUUGGAACAAUCGUGCUGGGGAAUGUACUUAUGGGACGUAGACGGAAGAUGAUUUUUAUUUUUUAUGCGCCGCAGUGAAUUAGAAUUAAUGCGAUUUAGAACCGGUCGAAAGCAGAACAACAACAGCAAUUAGUUUGUUGUGUAUAUUUUGGUAAUGUUUUAAAAUUAGCUCCCUAUAGCAUUGUCCCACAGGAUCCCGGUGUGGAAAAGCACCGCUAGCAACCAAACAAACCCUUUACGAUGUGGUAACCCCUGUAGGACUAAUCGGAUACACCAAGGACCCCACGGGGAACAAAGUAAUUUUCCAUUUUUCCUAUAUUGCUGCGGUUAGCAAGCGCAUGGGUCUCGAAGCAGUUAGUUUUGAAACUAUAACCAACAGAUGGUUGACAAUGGGUGAACCGGCAUUGUUGGCAAAGGAGGUGUUCGAUCGGAUUUGUACGCAGGAGCGCUUAAGCAUGUGCUUACACCAUUGUAGCUUCCAACUGUUUGUAAACGUGCGUCUAUGCAAUAUUUAAACAAUACGAAAUAGUGCAGCUGCCACCACAACGUCACACAUUCACUCAUCUUCACUUCAUUUAACAAUUUUCGUCGGCCUUAUUCCCUUGUUUCGAAUGAUGAACUGUUCGACUAUUGUUGUACAUCCUCCCUUCAGAUUUCACGUUUUCAAUUAUUGGUUUGAGCUUUAGAGUGGCCUUCGUGAAUUUACUGUUUUUAUCGGUUUUCUCCUUCGCACAGAUCGUAAAACGUGGUUCGCGGUACUUCACAUGCGGUUUUCUAUUUAUUGUAAAUAUUAAAAUCUUUAUCAUAAUCCUAGUUGAGUUGUUGAGUUUCGUUUUAUUUAGUUAUAGCAUUAGUUACUCGCUAAUUGCAUCGCAAACGCUUCAUGAUGUCUUGUCCGGAUGAAAAUCAGAAUAGCUAAUCUAUAUCCAUGCUUCGGUUAUACAAGAGCAAGAAAAAAUAUAUAUAUAUACAUAUACAUAACACCAUCUCACGGCAGCAAAUAUAUAGACGUGUAAGGGUAUGGAAACGCGAAAGGAAAUAAAACUCCGAUAUAUAG